Pteronotus mesoamericanus is the source of this 5320-nucleotide messenger RNA. RefSeq names its product small G protein signaling modulator 1 (gene SGSM1). The coding region runs from base 66 to 3359 and encodes 1097 amino acids. The record is from RefSeq and is a predicted model, not a curated record. Lineage: Eukaryota; Metazoa; Chordata; Mammalia; Chiroptera; Mormoopidae. The transcript is spliced from 25 exons. Gene Ontology annotation, molecular function: GTPase activator activity. Gene Ontology annotation, biological process: activation of GTPase activity.
AGCCAGGAGAGCAGGCGCCGCCGCCACCGCUGCCGCCGGGAACUCGGAACACCGCGCGCACAGCCAUGGCUUCGGGCCCUGCGGGGGCGGAGACCCGGCAGAGGCUGCUGCGCACCGUCAAGAAGGAGGUGAAGCAGAUCAUGGAGGAGGCCGUCACACGGAAGUUUGUCCACGAAGACAGCAGCCACAUCAUCUCCUUCUGUGCGGCCGUGGAGGCCUGCGUCCUGCACGGGCUGCGGCGGCGGGCGGCUGGCUUCCUGCGCAGCAACAAGAUCGCGGCUCUCUUCAUGAAGGUGGGCAAGACCUUCCCGCCCGCCGAGGAGCUGAGCCGCAAGGUCCAGGACCUGGAGCAGCUCAUUGAGACCGCGCGAAACCAGAUCCAGGGCCUCCAGGAGAAUGUGCGGAAGCUGCCCAAGCUGCCCAACCUGUCCCCACUUGCCAUCAAGCACCUGUGGAUCCGCACAGCCUUGUUUGAGAAGGUCUUGGACAAAAUUGUGCAUUACCUUGUGGAAAACAGCAGUAAAUACUACGAAAAGGAAGCGCUCCUGAUGGACCCCGUGGAUGGCCCCAUCCUCGCAUCUUUAUUGGUGGGCCCUUGUGCGCUGGAAUACACCAAGAUGAAGACGGCGGAUCACUUCUGGACCGACCCCUCCGCCGACGAGCUUGUCCAGAGGCACCGCAUCCACAGUUCGCACCUGCGGCAGGACUCGCCCACCAAGCGUCCGGCCCUCUGUGUGAGUGGGAUCCAGAAGAGGCAUUCGAGCGGCAGCAUGGAUGAUCGCCCAUCUCUCUCUGCCCGCGACUAUGUGGAGUCCCUGCACCAGAACUCCCGGGCCACCCUGCUGUAUGGCAAGAACAACGUUCUCGUUCAGCCGAGGGAUGACAUGGAGGCGGUGCCGGGGUACCUGUCCUUGCACCAGACAGCUGACGUCAUGACCUUGAAGUGGACGCCCAACCAGCUGAUGAAUGGGUCUGUGGGAGAUCUGGACUAUGAGAAGAGUGUCUACUGGGACUACGCCAUGACCAUCCGCCUGGAGGAGAUUGUCUAUCUGCACUGCCACCAGCAAGUGGACAGCGGCGGGACGGUGGUGCUGGUCAGCCAGGAUGGGAUCCAGAGGCCGCCCUUCCACUUCCCCAAGGGCGGGCACCUCCUGCAGUUCCUCUCGUGCCUGGAGAACGGGCUGCUCCCCCACGGGCAGCUGGACCCACCACUCUGGUCUCAGAGGGGGAAGGGCAAAGUAUUUCCUAAACUGCGGAAGCGAAGCCCUCAGGGUUCCGCCGAGUCCACGUCUUCAGACAAGGAAGACGAUGAGGCCACGGAUUACGUGUUCCGGAUCAUCUACCCCAGCCUGCAGUCCGAGUUCGUGCCCCAGGACCUGAUGGAUGUCUCCGUGAGCAAUCUGCCAUCCCUGUGGCAGCCCAGUCCCCGCAAAUCCUCUUGCUCAUCCUGUUCACAGAGUGGCUCGGCUGAUGGAAGCUCAACCAAUGGCUGCAACCAUGAGAGGGCUCCCCUGAAGCUUCUCUGUGACAAUAUGAAGUACCAGAUUCUUUCCAGAGCCUUCUAUGGAUGGCUUGCCUACUGCAGACACCUGUCCACCGUGAGGACCCACCUGUCAGCCCUGGUCAAUCACAGGAUUGUGUCUGCAGACUUGCCCUGUGAUGCUGGGCGUGGGCUGACGGCCAGGAUCUGGGAGCAGUACCUUCAGGACAGCACAAGUUACGAGGAGCAGGAGCUGCUGCGCCUUGUCUACUAUGGGGGUAUCCAGCCCGAGAUCCGCAAGGCCGUGUGGCCCUUCCUGCUGGGCCACUACCAGUUCGGGAUGACAGAAACAGAAAGAAAGGAGGUGGACGAGCAGAUUCACGCCUGCUACGCACAGACCAUGGCCGAGUGGCUGGGCUGCGAGGCAAUUGUGCGGCAGAGGGAGCGGGAGUCCCACGCGGCUGCCCUGGCCAAAUGCUCCUCAGGGGCCAGCCUGGAUAGUCACCUGCACCGGAUGAUGCACCGGGACUCCACCAUCAGCAACGAGUCCUCCCAGAGCUGCAGUUCUGGCCGCCAGAACGUCCGCCUGCAGAGCGACUCCAGCAGCAGCACACAGGUUUUCGAGUCUGUGGACGAAGUGGAGCAGGUGGAGGCAGAAGGCAAGUUGGAGGAGAAACAGCCCAAGAUCCCCAAUGGGAACCUGGUGAAUGGCACCUGUUCCCCAGACUCCGGUCAUCCCUCCUCCCACAAUUUCUCCUCCGGCCUCUCGGAGCACUCAGAACCCAGCCUGAGCACAGAAGACAGCGUCAUGGACGCCCAGCGGAACGCCUCCCUGGCGCUUCGGCCUGGGGACAGCAGCAUCGACGAGGGGCAGAGCAGCGAGGCCACCACGUCCCGGGACGAGGCUCCCCGUGAGGAGCUGGCCGUGCAGGACAGCCUGGAGAGCGACCUCCUCGCUAAUGAGAGCAUGGACGAGUUCAUGUCCAUCCCAGGCAGCAUGGACGUGGCUCUGCCUGAAAAGGAGGGCCCCCCGAUGGAGGGCUGGGGGGGCGGCGAGGCGGAGAAGCGUAGCCAGGCAGACAGCGAGGACAACCUCUCAGAGGAGCCUGAGAUGGAGAGUCUCUUCCCUGCCUUGGCCUCCCUGGCCGUGAGCACUUCCGUCAACAACGAGGCGUCCCCUGUGUCUUCCAGCGGUGUCACCUACUCUCCGGAGCUGCUGGACCUGUACACAGUGAACCUGCACCGCAUCGAGAAGGACGUGCAGAGGUGCGACCGUAACUACUGGUACUUCACGCCCGCCAACCUGGAGAAGCUGCGCAACAUCAUGUGCAGCUACAUCUGGCAGCACAUUGAGAUCGGCUAUGUCCAGGGCAUGUGUGACCUCCUGGCUCCACUGCUGGUCAUUCUGGAUGACGAGGCCCUGGCCUUCAGCUGCUUCACAGAGCUCAUGAAGAGAAUGAACCAGAACUUCCCCCAUGGAGGCGCCAUGGACACACAUUUUGCCAACAUGAGGUCGCUAAUUCAGAUCCUGGACUCAGAGCUCUUUGAGCUAAUGCAUCAGAAUGGGGACUACACUCACUUCUACUUCUGCUACCGCUGGUUCCUGCUGGACUUCAAGCGAGAACUUGUCUAUGAUGAUGUCUUCUCCGUCUGGGAGACCAUCUGGGCAGCCAAACAUGUCUCAUCCGCCCACUACGUCCUGUUCAUCGCGCUGGCUCUGGUGGAGGUCUACCGCGACAUCAUCCUGGAGAACAACAUGGAUUUCACAGACAUCAUCAAAUUCUUUAAUGAAAUGGCCGAGCGACACAACACCAAGCAGGUCCUGAAGCUGGCCCGGGACCUCGUGUACAAGGUGCAGACCCUGAUUGAGAACAAGUGAGGGCCGUCUCGCCCGGGCAGCGUUGGCCAAGCUGCCGCCUGCCUGUCCUGCCCACUCUUCCUCCCGGCCGCCCCGGGAGCGAGCCCCUGGGUCUGUUCGUGAGCAUGGACUUCUGUGCAAAGAGAAGCCGCCCCGACGUUGGCCGCCGGGCAGGUGGGGUCAAGGGGUGGUCCCUUGAGUUCAGCCUUACGCUUUCCUGUUUGACCAAAGAUCGCCCAUGUCUGGGAUUUCUCCUUCGCGGGGAGUUGUCGGUGGACGGAGGGAUUGUCCCUGUUCGAGGCCUCCGGGAUGGCCUCCUCUCUCUCCUUCUCCCACCCCUCCAAACUGUCUUGUCAGAUGAGCCUUGGGAAUGGAACUGUUCUAGAAACUGGUGUAGGAGGUGUCUGUGGGGCCACCUCUAGCCUCUGACAGGGGCCUUCGGAGAUGUGCCAGAGCACGGUUUCUGCACCUCAGCACCGCUGACACGUGGGCUGGCUCAUUCCCUGGGGCCGGUGGGGCAUCCCGUGCACUGUAGGGUGCUGAGGAGCAUCCCGGCGCCGACCGGCUAGAUGGCGGCAGCACCCUCCCCCCGCCCCCCGAGUUGUGACAACCCAGAAUGUCCCCCGAUGUGACCAGAUGUCCUCACGUGGGACCUACUGGCUCAGAGGAGGGGCCACCAAUGCGUCCCCCAACCCCUUCUCUUUCGACCUAGGCCGCCUGUGUCCGGAGGCUCCCUCCCUCUUAGGAAAAGCACACGGAGCCCUGCUCACAUCCCCCUGGGAGGGCUGCGGUUCCAUUUGUUGUAUUCUCUCAUUUUUCUCCUCCGCUUUGCCCCAGGAGAGACUUCUUCUUGUCAGGAAAGGUGUCUUUGGAAUCAGAGAAGUGUGUGCAGCCAUGAGAAGGUCAGGGGCUUUUCUGAGACUGGCCCCGAGCCCCCCUGGGCAGGGCAGAGUCCUCAGCCCCUCCCCCUCCCUGCAGGAAAGACCUUGCCUCUCCAGCACGCUGGGCCUGGUGCUUCAGAAGCUCGGGACGUGUGUUGGUGCAAGCCAUGUGGUCAGGGAGGCCAGCUUUUCCCCAAGUGCCCUUGCUCACUCAGGACGAAGGAGGAAGACAGAGGUCAGCCAGGGUAGAUGUGUGUGUGUGUUUUCCACGGUGGCUAGGUCUGGCAGCGGUCCCCACCGUGUCUUUUCACAAAGCGUCGCCAGUCCACAAACAGAUCCUGAGGGAGGUAGUUCACCUGCCCGCCUGUCCUUCAGGAAAGCGGUCCUGCCAACUCUAUUCUGAGAAUGCACCAGAAUCGGGAGAAACAGUCGGGGAGGGCUGCCCUUCCCAAGGGUGGCAGGUAGGGUUGUGGCAAGUGGACGAGACAAAUAAAGCACAUGGCGGCGUUCGCACAAGGGGUGCACUAGUCCUGCCGCCCCGAGCAAACCAGGACCGGGGAAGCCCCUGCCCUGCGUGUCGGCGAAGGCUCUUCCCUCCGUCAGCGCCUGCAGCUGCGUCCGAAUCCCCACCUUCCCCCGCGCGGGGCCCCUUGGGCAGGACCGAUGAGGCCCCGUGGCCCUCGCUUCCGAGGACUGUACGUCUUCUCACUCUGGUCCCCCAGCCUGCCCAGAUGGGGACAACUGUGCAAAAGUCCCCUCCAGAGGAAAGUAUAUUUUGCCACAAAGCUGUUCAUUACAGGGGACGUUGGGUUAGCAAGGCGUGGGUCCUCAAUCUCCUGAUCCCCGUUUUCUGACAGACUAGUCACACAGCACAGCACAAGAUUUCUCCUCUGCCUUCUCUCGUGGUGUUCCAGAGAAACGUCUGUGGUCGUGGUUCAGAGUAACUCCUAUUUAUCCAGCUUACUGUGCUUAUUCAGGUCUCCGUAUGUCGCGCGUGUCCCUGUGUCCUGGAAUCGAGCGUGUGGGGGUCGUCCUGUCCUUGGAGCGCCCUCCCUUUCUCAGUGUUACCAGCAUAUCUCGUAACUGUUUACUGAAAAGUUG